AUGCAGGCCGCCGCCGCCACCGCUGCCACGGUCGCGCCCUUGUCUCGACAAUCCUUCAAAUUGAGCACUGGUCCGCUCAAACCCAUUCUCAAAACGUCCCCCUCCUUCAACGGCAAGCGGAAAGCCGCCGACGAUGAUAGCCUCCACAGCGACAGCACUAUGGAUGGUUCUCAGAGCCCACGCAAACGUCAGCGAGUCGAGUUCAACAUGAAUUUAGAGAUACACGAGGUCGGCACGAGGUCCGUCGACGAGGUCAAAAAGGAGAUACAGGACGCCCUCGACGGACACUCAAGAGGAGAUGACGAGGAAUACGAUAUCCUAAAGGAGACACUCUCGGGUAAACAACGACUCUACGAGGAGGAGUAUGAAGACGAUGACUCGGACCCAUCACUUCCAGAGAAACGACGCCAAGAACUCAAAGUCUACAUGGUUGCGCUCGCUAGCUUCAUCCCACAUCUAGGCAGGUCUGCCAACGGCCUUGUGAAGGAAGUCCUGAAAUGUCAAUGGCUCGGCCGUGAUGAACAGUUUGUCCGAGUCUACACGCAAUUCCUGGGAGCCCUCAUUAGCGGUCAAGGCUCCUAUCUUGAGCAGGUUCUGUUGUCUUUGGUAGAAAGGUUUUCCGACUCUCGAUCAUCCGCUUGGGCAGUGGAUGGGUUUGCACCUGUUGCCAAGGAGCGCGUUCAAGAGCGCUUGCACCAGGCUCUACAAUAUCUACUCCGAGUUUUCCCCGCUGCUCAGUCGGUUCUUGGCCGUGUCAUUGCAAAGAAAUAUCCUUUUGAGACAGAGUCAACCCGGAUACAUUUGGCAUAUGUAGAAAACCUCCUUCGACUACGAGAAUAUGCCCCACAGCUCAAGACGGAGAUCAUGGAUCUUAUCAUCAGCCACCUGGUCCAAACCGAUGUUCAUAUGCAAACGGAUUUGGACGAUCUGGACGACAACCUCACCGCCAUGGUGGCUCUGGCCCUCAAAUCCUCCCAAGCAGCAGCUGAGCUGCAAGGCGAUGACGGCGAUGAAAGCGAUGCCGAGUCCGUUGUUAGUGACGAGGACGAGGACGAAUAUGCCAAGGUCAAUGCCGUCAAGGAAAGCAUCGAGAAGAUGGACUUUAUCAUGCACCUGCUUUUUCGGCUUAAUGAGCCACAGUACGCCGAUCCUGAGUCUGACGAAGCUCUUGAAUCCUUUAGCGACCUGCUGGCUGAGUUCUCGAACAUCAUCCUGCCUACGUACAAGUCGCGACACACUCAGUUCCUCGUGUUCCACAUUGCACAAAAGUCCGAGCGAUUGAUGGAUGCAUUUUGCGGCACUUGCAUUAACAUUGCUUUCGAGUCGCAGCGGCCACUUGUGCUGCGUCAGGCAGCAUGCGCAUACUUGGCUAGUUUCGUGGCCCGAGGCGCUCAUGUCCCCGGCCACAUUGUACGCACCAUCUUUGAAGUCCUUGGCUAUCAUCUCGAUCAGAUGCGAACUCUUUAUGAGGCAUCCUGCCGUGGUCCGGAUGUCCGACGAUACGCAGCCUUUUAUUCAUUAACGCAGGCGUUGAUGUAUAUCUUUUGUUUCAGAUGGCGUGACCUGGUAGCAUCUGUUCCAGAAGACGUCGAUGAGGACGACCCUUCUUCUUAUCUCGACCAGGACAUUGAGUGGAUCGCAGACGUCAAGGAUAUUCUUAGGCGGAACAUCUACUCGAGGCUAAAUCCACUCAAAGUCUGUUCUCCAGGCAUCGUGGACCAGUUUGCCCUGCUUGCGCACCGCUUCCGGUUCAUGUAUAUCUAUCCGCUGAUCGAGGCUAACAAACGCCUCCGGCUGUCACAAUUUGUCUCCACAGCAUACGCAAACGGCGGCGCACUACGUGAAUCUGGACUGGACUUGAGUGAUGAGAGCUGGCAGAGACUGGACUCCUUCUUUCCAUUUGACCCUUACCAACUACCCACGAGUAAACGUUGGGUAGAUUCGGAUUAUCUACAGUGGCAGGAUAUUCCCGGACUCAAUCCUGACGAUUCGGAGGAUGAGAGUGACGAGGAAGAGGAGGAAGUUCUUGACGAAGAGCUUGAGGAAGACACGGCAACAGACGAUGAGACUGGUGCAGAUAAUUGA
Pestalotiopsis fici W106-1 is the source of this 2085-nucleotide messenger RNA. RefSeq lists its product as uncharacterized. Gene Ontology annotation, biological process: transcription initiation at RNA polymerase I promoter. The record is from RefSeq and is a predicted model, not a curated record. NCBI's taxonomy places the organism in Eukaryota, Fungi, Ascomycota, Sordariomycetes, Amphisphaeriales, Sporocadaceae. Gene Ontology annotation, molecular function: RNA polymerase I general transcription initiation factor activity; RNA polymerase I core binding. The coding region runs from base 1 to 2085 and encodes 694 amino acids. Gene Ontology annotation, cellular component: nucleus. The transcript has a single exon.